AGUUUAUAUUUAAUCGCAAUGAAGUAAACAUCGGUGUCAUUUCAAUAAAACAUUUGAAACGGUGUCAUCAUGAAGAUUCUAACGAGUUUAGCGGUUAUAUCGCUGGCGGGCCUCGUUUUCAGCGCCCCAACUAAUGACGAUAACGAUAAUGAAAAAUUAAUUAUAACAAAGAGCAUGUUUAACAAAGAGCUGGUUAAAUACACAGGAUCGCAUGAAAUCGUCAAGAUAUUAUUGCCCUUAAACAGCCUUAACUUUGAUGAAGACGACUCAUCUGAAUCUAAUUCUCACUCAAAUGAAUCUGACUCCGAUGACAUCAUUAUUUUCUUCGUUGAAGCUGACAUAGAUUCGGAUGGCAAAUAUGUAGACCAAGGUCUAUAUGUGUUGAAGAAAGGAAAGGCGACCAAAAUCUUAAAUCACGGUAGAGACGCAGCUGCCUCCAGUGACAACAGCACAGAAGUCUUCUUCGGAGCCGCUGAUGGAAUUUACACUUACAACAAAGAAAAGAACACCGCCGAAAAAUACGGUACAAUCGAUGACAGCAUAAUUGGUAUUGCUAAAGAAUCAACCGGUGAUGUAAUCUACAUCCUGACUGAGAAUCACGAAGUGUACAAAGUAUCAAACAAAGGUACAAAAAAAGAGAAAUUAGAUGACGUAGUUAAUGCAAAACAAAUUGUUCUGGACCCUUCCAACAAUUUAUACUUCUACUCCGAUGAUAAGAAACCGUACACCCGCACACACGAGGGUGUCAAGAAAAUUGAAGGUCUUCCAGACAAUCUCAGCUCUCAAAGCAGCGUGACUCUCAUCAAACCACCUUUCAUGAUAGAAAAUGGAGUUGGAUUCGUUAUUGAAAACAACGUUUACAUUAUCUACGCCAACGGAACGAGUGAAGAGGCAGGAUUUGAGUUCAAAUCUAAGGCUAAGCCCUCAGCGUAUGCCCCAGAAGCAGCUUUAAUACAAUAUUACGCUUUAAAUAAAAAAAUCUACGAAUUCAACGUUCUGACCAUGCUUAUGAGUGAAAUCGUCGACGAGUUAAAAGAAUUCUUAAAUGACAAAUCUGAAGAUAUAAAAUCAAUCUCAAAGAAAUCACGCUUCAGUCACCGUCAAAACGCUUAACUUCGAUUUGUGAAUAACUUAUUACAAUAUUCUUAUUAAAACAGUUUAAAUUUUU
Melitaea cinxia (Glanville fritillary) is the source of this 1168-nucleotide messenger RNA. RefSeq lists its product as uncharacterized. The transcript is spliced from 2 exons. The record is from RefSeq and is a predicted model, not a curated record. Lineage: Eukaryota; Metazoa; Arthropoda; Insecta; Lepidoptera; Nymphalidae. Bases 70 to 1113 code for a protein of 347 amino acids.